Messenger RNA from Cervus elaphus (red deer), 933 nucleotides. RefSeq names its product olfactory receptor 10J1-like. The coding region runs from base 1 to 933 and encodes 310 amino acids. Gene Ontology annotation, molecular function: olfactory receptor activity; G protein-coupled receptor activity. The transcript has a single exon. NCBI's taxonomy places the organism in Eukaryota, Metazoa, Chordata, Mammalia, Artiodactyla, Cervidae. The record is from RefSeq and is a predicted model, not a curated record. Gene Ontology annotation, biological process: G protein-coupled receptor signaling pathway. Gene Ontology annotation, cellular component: membrane.
AUGAAGACAGAGAACCACACAGGGGUGAGGGAAUUUAUUUUCCAGGGUUUCACCAGUUUUCAUGAACACAAGCUCACUCUCUUUGUGGUUUUCCUUACCUUGUAUCUUUUAACCUUGUCUGGUAAUGUCAUCAUCGUGACAAUUAUCAGCAUUGAUCGACGCCUUCACACCCCCAUGUACUUCUUUCUUACUGUGCUUUCCACUUCAGAGACUCUGUACACAUUGGUCAUUGUACCUCGGAUGCUGUCCAGUCUCGUGGGCCUGAGCCAACCCAUCUCCUUGGCUGGCUGUGCCACCCAGAUGUUCUUUUUUAUCACUUUGGCCAUCAACAACUGCUUUCUGCUCACAGCAAUGGGAUAUGACCGCUAUGUGGCCAUCUGCAACCCCUUGAGGUACAUGAUCAUCAUGAACAAGAGGGUGUGUGCCCAGCUGGUGUGGGGGGCCUGCAGCAUUGGGGUGUUUGUGGCCACAGUUCAGAUUUCCUCUGUGUUCAGGCUGCCCUUUUGUUACAGAAAGGUGGCCCAUUAUUUCUGUGAUAUCCGCCCAGUUAUGAAACUCUCCUGUGUCAACACCACUAUACAUGACAUAAUUAAUUUCCUUGUCAGCUCACUCGUCAUUGUGGUGCCCAUGGUUUUGGUCUUCAUCUCCUAUAUCCUCAUCAUCUCCACCAUCCUCAAGAUUGCUUCUGCCGAGGGCCGGAAGAAGGCUUUUGCAACUUGUACCUCCCAUCUCACUGUGGUCAUUGUCCACUAUGGCUGUGCCUCUAUCGCCUACCUCAAGCCCAAGUCAGAGAACAUGAGGGAUCAGGACCAGCUGAUUUCAGUGACUUACACGGUUUUCACUCCUCUCCUUAAUCCUGUGGUGUACACUCUAAGGAACAAAGAGGUCAAAGAUGCUCUUUGCCGUGCUAUUGGCAAAAAACCUCUUGCUUAG